Molecule: messenger RNA, 2523 nt
Organism: Pimephales promelas (fathead minnow)
Lineage: Eukaryota; Metazoa; Chordata; Actinopteri; Cypriniformes; Leuciscidae
Gene: gas6
Product: growth arrest specific 6
Cellular component (GO): extracellular region
Molecular function (GO): calcium ion binding
Source: RefSeq, a predicted model, not a curated record
GAGCACGAGAGAGAGAGAAAGAGAGAGAGAGAGAGAGAGAGAGAGAGAGAGAGAGAGGUUGAAUGUGCUGCAGAAACGCUCGUGUUCGGCUUUGAAUGUGGCGGUUCAGUGCAGGAUUUUGACCCAGAACGAGUGAAAGUUUGCCGCAGAAUCGCCACGAUGAGAGAGUUUGUGUCGAGCUUCUGUUUCGUGCUGCUGUACAUCGGAUUCUCCUCGCAAUUGUCCGUGUCGCCGAGGCAAGCCAACGAGUUUCUCCGCAGACACCGGAGAGGGAACCGGGUGUUCGAGGAGACCAAGCAGGGUCACCUGGAGAGGGAGUGUGUGGAGGAGACGUGCAGUAAAGAGGAGGCGAGAGAAGUCUUCGAGAAUGACCCUGAGACGGAGUAUUUCUACCCCAGGUAUCAGGCUUGUAUGGAGAAGUUUGGGAAAGGUCUGAAACAGGACUUGAUCACCUGCGUCCACAAUAUUCCGGACCAGUGUUCCCCGAACCCCUGCAAUCAUUACGGGACGGUGCGCUGCGAGGACAAGAAGGGCGAUUUCCUCUGCCACUGUUUCACCGGCUGGAGCGGCGUCAACUGUGAGAAAGAUGUGGACGAGUGCAGCACAGGGAACGGAGACUGUGAGCACGAGUGUAACAACACCAUGGGCAGUUACCGCUGCUCCUGUCGUCACGGUUACCGGCUGUCGGGUCACCGCGCGUGUGUGGAUGUGGACGAGUGUGUGGAGACUCCGGGUGUGUGUGGAAGCGCGCGCUGCUCAAACCUCAUCGGGAGCCACGAGUGCCUGUGUGACGAGGGCUACGUCUACGACAACCUCAGCCGGAGCUGCGCAGACGUGGACGAGUGUGAGACGCAUGUGUGUGAGGAGGAGUGUGUGAACACGCCGGGAAGUUUCCGCUGCUACUGUGACGGACGGCUGGGGAAAACACUGAGCCCAGAUUUCCGGAGCUGUGAGGCCAUCGAGCUUCAUCUGCCGCAGGACAUGAGGAGGAACUCGCGCUCGCUGUAUCUCGGACGCAUGUUCAGCGGGAUCCCUGUGGUCAGACUACGCUUCCGGCGGCGGGUCCAGACCGGGUUCACGGCAGAGUUUGACCUCAGGACCUUUGACCCCGAGGGCGUGAUCUUCUUCGCCGGCGGACACUUGAACAGCUCCUGGAUUGUUCUGGUGGUGCAUCAUGGGAAACUGGAGCUGCAGCUGAAGUACGGAGCCGUGAGUCGAGUGACGAGCAGCGGCCCACAGGUCAACGACGGCCAGUGGCAUAAGAUCUCAGUGGAGGAGCAGGGGCGGAGUCUCGUCAUCAAGGUGGACAGGGAGGCGGUGAUGAAGAUCGCAGUGAACGGGGAUCUGUUCACCAUGAAUAAAGGCAUGCAUGAGCUCAACCUGACGGUGGGAGGCGUUCCCUUCAGAGACGACGGGCUGGUCAGCAGGGUUAACCCUCGACUGGACGGUUGUAUGAGGGACUGGCACUGGUUAACUGGUGAGGACACGUCGAUUCAGGAAACCAUCAGGAAUAACGAGCGCAUGCAGUGUUACGCCGUCGAGGACCACAGCGCCUUCUACCCCGGACACGGCUUUGCAUACUUUAACCACAGCCAUGGAGACGAUCAGACGCUCCGUGUGCAUGUGACCCUGCGCCCCGCCUCCUCGAUCGGGGUCCUGUUCGCUCUGGUCCGUCAGGAUAAAGUCCCGUUCUCCAUCUCUCUGUCAGACUAUCAUCCCGGGACACUCGAGUGGAGUGAGCACGUGCUGGUGUCGUUCGGUGAUGUGGUGGUGGCCAGUGUCCCAGUGAACCUGUGUGAUGCACACACACACACAGUGAACGUGACGGUGUUCGGAAACAGUUCUGGUACUGUACUGGAGGUGGACGGGCGUCUCGCUCAGAUCGAGCUGGAGGAGAAUGGAGACGCUCUCGAUCUCACGUCAUCAUACAGCACCUUCAUAGGAGGCAUCCCAGAUGUGUCUCUGGUGUCCACCCCGGUGUCGGCCUUCUUCACGGGAUGCAUGGAUGUGCGAGUGAACGGUCAGAUGAUGGAUGUGGACGAAGCCCAACACAAACACAACGACAUCCGCUCUCACUCCUGUCCUCUGGUGACCUCGGAGCAAUAACAGAAACCCACCCUCGAGUGCUUUCGACCGCGAGAGGAUCCGCUUAAUCAGGAUCCGAUCCUCUGCACACUCGCGGCACGCACAUAUAGCACAGCCAUAUUGAUGUAUUAUUACCACUGCUUACAUUAGACCAAUCGAACACAAGCUACUGAGAGUGUGCUGGAAAAUACUGUAUCUGUACAUAUGCCACUGUAAAAUGCUUUUAGAGGACGAUUUAAAAACAGCCACGCUCAUCGAUUAAGGCCUUCAGGCUCGAUGUAGGUGCUCAACUUCACCAUCAUGGAUUCAUUCACUGGCUUGAGUUUUUUUAAUCUUGUUUUUAUUGUUGAAGUUGUUUUGUAUUCCGUUCAUGUUUGCUCUGUGUGUGAGAGUGAAAGGCUUGUUGAAAACAAAUAAAGACGGAAAUUGUUAUUACGA